GGCUAAUUCCUUUUCCGCAGAUUUGCUACCCCCCUCGACAAAGAAAUCGAGCGCACUGUAAAUCGCGAGGCAUGAGUCCCGCAGCUAUCGGCUUCAAUUGUCGGCAUCUCCUGCGAAUUGUGCAGUGCAUGCGGUUCAAAUCCAUGUGCUGAUUAGCCUGAUUAAUUGCCGUGGUCCUGAAAGCAGACUGUUCACAAGUUUUCCUGCAAUGCACAGCAAGCACCAUGAAGGAUUUCCGCCCUGCCAUUCUCUCGGCCUCUCUUGGUCGUGCUUGGUUGCACGACUUCGACAAGAAAGUUGCUCAAGCUGCGAAAUAUGGAUUCGAAGGAAUUGAGAUAUUUUACGAAGAUUUGGAGCAUCUUGCCAAAGCCAGAUCGAGCACCGAAGCUCCUUCCAAAGAGCAGUUACUCGACGCUGCAGAGCACAUCCACAGUCAUUGUUCGUCGCUGGGCUUGGAGAUCAUAUCUUUGCAACCGUUUCUGUUCUACGAAGGCCUCCUUGACCGUCAGGAGCACGGUCGACUCAUUGAGAAAAUCAAAGCAUGGUUCGAAAUCGCGAAGCGCCUUGGGACUUCCACAAUCCAGAUUCCGGCAAAUUUCCUCCCAGCAGACAAAUUGUCGGAUGAUGUAGAGCUCAUCGCCUCUGAUCUUCGCGAGCUGGCUGACCUUGCACUAUUGGAAAACCCGCCUGUUCGGUUCGGCUAUGAAAGUCUCUGUUGGAGCACGCACAUCGACACAUGGGAGAAAGCAUGGGAUGUUGUCCAGCGUGUCGACAGGCCAAACUUCGGCCUCUGUCUCGACACGUUCAACAUCGCUGGCAGAGUCUGGGCUGAUCCAGCUUCACCGACAGGGAAGACACCAAACGCAGACGCGGAUCUUGAGGCGACGAUAAAGAGAAUGGUGAAAGAAAUAGAUCUUCAUAAAGUGUUUUAUAUUCAGGUCGUUGAUGCGGAACGGAUGGACUCACCAUUGGUAAAAGGACAUCCUUUCUACGUCGAAAGCCAGCCGGCACGAAUGAGCUGGUCUCGAAACGCCCGAGCAUUUGCGUAUGAAAAGGAUCGCGGUGCGUAUCUCCCAAUCGAGCCUAUCGCCAGAGCGAUCAUUGAAGGCUUGGGCUACAAAGGAUUUAUAUCCAUGGAGCUUUUCUCCAGGACUAUGGCAGAGCCGGGUGAACAUGUGCCUGAAGAGCACGCUAAACGUGGAGCAAAUUCAUGGAAGCUGUGUGUGGAAAAUUUGAACCUCAAUGGCUAGUGCAUUCGAUGACAGGU
Verruconis gallopava is the source of this 1267-nucleotide messenger RNA. RefSeq lists its product as uncharacterized. Lineage: Eukaryota; Fungi; Ascomycota; Dothideomycetes; Venturiales; Sympoventuriaceae. The record is from RefSeq and is a predicted model, not a curated record. The transcript has a single exon. Bases 225 to 1250 code for a protein of 341 amino acids.